CAUUGAAAUAUUUUUUAUUCCGAAUGUCAGAUCACGCAAAGACAGAGGGGGAAAUUUGAAUUCUGCCAUAAUAAAUAAUAAUGAUUCUCGCGUAAUAAAUUUUUAACAAGUGGGUUAUUUGGUAGUAUCAAAAUUACAGUGAUCUACAGAAAUGGAUAAUAUAUUAUUUAUAGAUAAUGCGAGACAAGAUGAAAUCGAAACAUUUUAUGAAGCUGCUCAACGGCACAGGGACUACUAUAGAUAUUAUCCAAAGGCCAACCAUCCUUUAUUAUACUUCAGGGAUCCGGAAUAUAUGUGGCAAUGUCCUCAAGAAAUGACCCCAGUCUACCUAUCAUUCCCAAUGUACCAUGUGAAAUACAAGCAGCCAGUGGUGUUACCCGGAAACGUCGGCCGAACAUCCGGGAUUCCGGCCCUGCCGGAUCGUACGCUCGCCGGACGCUACAACAAAGCUGCUUGUAAAGCAUUCGUCAGAUAAAAUUGAAUUAAUAUAAGACACAAUCUACAGUUAGUGGAACUAAAUUGGAAAUACUCAGGAAAUUACAUCAUUCAACUGUCUGUGGACUAAAAUGGGGAACUACAAUUACUAAAAAUUAAAAAAGUUUUACCAAAUAUCCUAAACGCCCAAGCGGCUUUUACAUCAG
Messenger RNA from Spodoptera frugiperda (fall armyworm), 641 nucleotides. RefSeq lists its product as uncharacterized. Bases 152 to 475 code for a protein of 107 amino acids. Lineage: Eukaryota; Metazoa; Arthropoda; Insecta; Lepidoptera; Noctuidae. The record is from RefSeq and is a predicted model, not a curated record. The transcript has 4 exons.